Dermacentor albipictus is the source of this 3339-nucleotide messenger RNA. NCBI's taxonomy places the organism in Eukaryota, Metazoa, Arthropoda, Arachnida, Ixodida, Ixodidae. The record is from RefSeq and is a predicted model, not a curated record.
UUUCGCAGUUGAAGUCUACAGCUACACGUGCCAAUCUGGCUGCCUAUCUUAUGUUUGCUUACUUACUUUCCCUUCCCCUCCUUCCUUAACCUGUCUUUAUAUUCCGACGUACACUGCAAAUAAACGCCCAUUCUUCCAGCUUGUCAGCGUGUGUCUGCUUCGCCUGCGUCAAGCGCAGUGUCCGACCUACGAUGUAACAGUGGCGACGAGAAACGGAAAGAAAAACCCCUGGCAAAACCUUGAAGCACAGGACGGCAGCUACGCUACGGAGCGACGACUCGACGAUGGCACACCAGCAACUGCCCGACUUCGACGACGAAAGAGACAACUGGAAGGCCUAUGUUAUCAAGGCAGAGGCAUACUUUGAGGCAACGGGCGUGAAGGAGUCGGCAAAGAAACGAGCGCUUUUGGUGGCAGCUUUAAGCACGCGCACCGUUCAAAUAUUAGCAGGACGAGUAGCGCCGAAGAAGCCGAAUUCUUUGGAGUACGAAGACGUCGUGAAAGUCUUGGACGAGUUUUUUGAUCCCAAGCGGCAUGAGAUUACCGAAAGCUUCCGCUUCUUCCACCGCUGCCAGCUUGACGGUGAGUCUGUUCAAGAAUUCAUUACGGAAAUUCGUCGAAUUGCGGACAACUACAAUUUCGGUACCAUGCUUGACCGAAUGCUACGGGAUAGAAUUGUGUGCGGCAUAAGAUCGAAUGCACUGCAGAAACAACUCCUGACAAAGAAAGAUCUGUCCGUAGAGGAAGCUGAAACAAUGGCACUGUCGGCUGAAGCUGCAGAUAAGGACGCCAAUAAAAUGGCCGCAGACACGUCGGCGGUGCUUAAAAUUAAGGCGCAGUCAGCCUCAACGAAAGAGGUACUGGCCGAAUGUGGGCGUUGUGGCAGCAUAAAGCACAACAGUAAUGCCUGCCGUUGGAGUAAUGCUCGUUGUUAUCACUGCGGUCGACGUGGUCACCUAGCAGUAAAAUGCGGGCACGAAGAAAGCGCAAGAUCUCGAACUAGAGAAGGAGCCCGGGGAUUCCGUGGCAGGGUACUGGUUGUUAAGGAAGGGGAGGCAGAUGAAGACAUAGAGGAUAGCAUGCACAUCUGGACGCUUAAAUCGACGCAGGAGGUAAAUGUGAAACCCCCAAUGCGAUGUACCUUCACAUGGGGAGGUGUGGACGUAUCAAUGAUUGUCGAUACGGGUUCCCCGGUCUGCGUCGUGUCCCGACAGCUUUUUGAGCAGCACAAAAACACUUGGCCUUCGCUACGGCCUUCACGUACUAAGUUAUCAUGCUACCUCGGAAAAUUGCCAGUUUUUGGAGAGCUCGUCUUGCCGGUGUCGUACGACAGUACAACUGUGGAAUGCACAUUGGUGUUGCUAGAUUGCCCCGGUCCAUGUUUAUGUGGUCGAGACCUAAUUUCCCUUCUGAGCGACGCAGGCUCCCCUGUCCUCAGCCUCUCAGCCAAGCCGCUGACCACACAGCCAUCUACCACCACGCAGGUCACUGCUGACGUGUUUGCCGAGUUUCCAGAUGUUUUCAGCUCGGAGCUGGGCCUCAUCAAAGGACCCGCGGCACACCUACAGCUGAAGGAGGGAGCCACGCCCAAGUUCUGCCGAGAAUUCAUCCUGGUCACAGAUCAUCAGCCGCUCCUGGGCCUGCUGAGACCGGAUCGGCCCACUCCACCUCUGGCUGCUGCUCGCAUACAGCGCUGGGCGCUGUAUUUGGGAGGAUUUCGCUACAAGUUACAGUAUUCGCCAGGCAAGCAGCUCCUGAACUUGGACGCACUUAGUAGGUUGCCACAAGAAACAUUGGAGCCAACCACGGAAGGGGAGCCACCUGACCACGUUCUGGCACUCGCAUGUGUCCAGGAGGGACCGGUCUCGGUAGAAGAACUGCAGGCGCUGACAGCAGGUGACGCAGUACUUUCAAAGGUCGUGCAGUACACAAGAGACGGGUGGCCUCCAAGCUCUAAAGCAUUAGAACGAAGCUUACUCCCCUUUUACGACCGCAAACAGGAACUGUCAUUGGCCCACCGCUUGCUGUAUUGGGGCCAUAGAGUUGUCAUUCCCGUUAACGCGCAACAUAGCAUGUUGCACAUGUUGCACGAGACACAUCAAGGAUCAUCGGCGAUGAAAUCAAUCGCUCGGUCAGCUUUUUGGUGGCCAGGAAUGGACCACGACAUAGAACAACUGUCAGCGGGGUGCACAAGCUGCAUCCAAAAUCGACCAAUGCCGGCAUCUGCUCCGCCAGUUAACUGGCCGACCUGCCAGGAGAACUGGUCAAGAGUGCAUCUAGAUUUCGCGGGGCCACUCAAAGGAAACAUGACCCUUGUUCUCGUAGAUGCUCACAGUAAAUGGAUUGAGGCCGUACCAAUGAAACAGGCGACCACUUCUUCGACUAUUACUUGCCUGCGCAGCCUCUUUAGCAGGUUCGGCAUCCCUCGCACCAUUGUUUCAGAUAAGGGGACGCAGUUCACUAGCCAAGAAUUUGCUGAUUUCGCGAAAAACAAUAACAUAACCCACCUGCGCACGGCUGCGUUUCAUCCACAGUCGAAUGGCCUAGCAGAGAGAGCCGUCCGAACUUUUAAAGAUGGGCUGAAGAAGAUGAACCAGGGCAGAUUAGAAGAUUGCCUUUGCAGACUACUUUUCAACUACCGGAGAACACCCCUUGCAUCGGGCAAAUCUCCUUCGGAACUUCUUCUUGGCUACCAAAUCCGGUCCCGCCUCGACACAUGUCUUCCUCCUUUGGUUGCAGAAAGAUCGGGAACAUCGGAUGACUGGACUCUUGCACCAGACACAAAUGUUUACGUCCGUAACUUUGGUAAAGGUGAUACGUGGAAAACGGGCACGGUAAAGUCAGCAGACGGAGCUAGGAUGGUGACAGUGGAAACGCCUGAGGGCCUCGUUCGGCGACACAUUGAUCAAGUUCACACAAGGAAAGACCCAACAGCUACCAAAGGCCACAAGGAGAGUGAAAGCUCGUCCAUCUCGAGAACCCCGGAAGAAACUUUGGGAGCAAAGCCAAAGGCAACAGCCGACACUCGUGAAACGUCACCACCACAGCGUCAGUCAUCACCCCUACCCCUGGGCCCACAAGAGACAAACGGUGAACCUACAGUGGCCACGGAACUCCGGCGCUCAACACGAGAGCGCAGACCUGUGCAGCGUCUUCAGUAUUAUUGAUGGAGAAAUGUUAUAACUGCAGUGUUCUUAUCAUUUCGCAGUUGAAGUCUACAGCUACACGUGCCAAUCUGGUUGCCUAUCUUAUGUUUGCUUACUUACUUUCCCUUCCCCUCCUUCCUUAACCUGUCUUUAUAUUCCGAUGUACACUGCAAAUAAACGCCCAUUCUUCCAG